AUGGGUCUUUCUUCCUUAACUAUUUCCUUGAACCUAGCUCAAAACCAUUUCACUGGUCCGCUUCCUUCAGAAGUUGGAGAAUUGCAGAAUCUUGGUUACUUAGAUGUUUCUGAGAAUGAUCUUUCGGGUGAAAUUCCCAGCAGCCUAGGCCAUUGUCUAAGAUUGGAACACCUUCACAUGGAAAAUAACUUCUUUGAAGGAACAAGUCCUCCAUCUUUUAGUUCCUUGAGUGGGCUUCAGGAUUUGGAUCUUUCACACAACAACUUGUCUGGCCAAAUCCCAGAAUUCCUUCAGCAAAUUUCCUUCAUGAAUUUGAAUCUUUCCUUCAACCAGUUGGAGGGUCCAGUGCCAAAAAGAGGGGAUUGGUUGACCACCCACGUCAAGCCAAUGAGCGCAGUCGGAAUUGUGAGGUCACCAACUUUGUCAGAGAAAUGGAUUCCAAAAACUCUCAAAGCUGCUUCUUUUUAUGGAAAUGAGACUGAUAGGCUUGCCUUGCUUGCCAUCAAAGCUCAGAUAACUCAUGACCCUUUUGGGAUAAUGAAUUCAUGGAAUGAUUCUCUCCAUUUCUGCAAAUGGGUUGGUGUCACUUGUCGACGUCACCAACGAGUCACCAACUUGAACUUGAGCUGUCAUGGCUUGGUGGGUUCACUUUCUGCCCACGUUGGGAUUCUCACUUUCCUUAAAGGACUCAAUUUUGAGCUCAACCACUUCCAUGGUGAAAUCCCACAGCAAAUUGGCCGUCUAUGGAGGCUCAAAUACUUGAACCUCACAAAUAACUCGUUUUCUGGUGAAAUACCAGUCAAUCUCUCUGCAUGUUCUAACCUCAUUUUUCUUCGUUUGGGCUUCAAUAACUUCAUUGGAAGCAUUCCAUAUCAGCUUGGGUUAUUGCAGAACCUUCAGAGAGUUCAACUUCACUAUAGCAACCUCACUGGACCAGUACCAGAAUCUUUAGGCAACCUCUCUUCAGCAAGAUCUCUGUCCCUGGCAGUGAACAAUUUGGAAGUGCCUCCUUCAGUUUACAAUAUUUCAUCCAUGAUGAAGCUUGCUAUUCCUUAUAAUCAGCUACAUGGGAGUUUGCCUUCAGACAUAGCUUUCACUCUUCCUAAUUUACAAGUCCUGAGUGUUGGUCACUGUCUCUUCAGUGGAGUCCUACCAGCAUCAUUGUCCAAUGCAACAAACCUCAUCGAAUUGGAUGUAAAUGGAAGCACUUUCUUCGGAAAAGUUGCGAUUGAUUUUGCGGGCACACCUGGUUUCUGGUGGCUGGUUCUUGCUUCCAACUCCCUUGGGACAGGAAAAGGUGAUGAUCUUAACUUUUUGAACUCUUUAACAAAAUGCAAAAAUUUGCAUGUUUUAGAUCUAAGUGAUAACAAAUUUGGAGGGGUGUUACCUAAUUCUCUAUUCAACCUCUCAUUCCUUGUGACAUUGAGACUAAAUGCCAAUCGUUUGACUGGAAGCAUUCCUACUGGGAUUAAGAACCUUGUUAACUUGAAUUAG
Molecule: messenger RNA, 1494 nt
Organism: Ziziphus jujuba (common jujube)
Lineage: Eukaryota; Viridiplantae; Streptophyta; Magnoliopsida; Rosales; Rhamnaceae
Product: probable LRR receptor-like serine/threonine-protein kinase At3g47570
Exons: 4
Coding region: 1-1494 (497 amino acids)
Molecular function (GO): protein binding
Source: RefSeq, a predicted model, not a curated record